This is a messenger RNA of Lagenorhynchus albirostris (white-beaked dolphin), 2822 nucleotides long. It is a transcript of the gene APLNR, whose product is annotated as apelin receptor. Gene Ontology annotation, biological process: G protein-coupled receptor signaling pathway; immune response. Lineage: Eukaryota; Metazoa; Chordata; Mammalia; Artiodactyla; Delphinidae. The record is from RefSeq and is a predicted model, not a curated record. Gene Ontology annotation, cellular component: membrane. Bases 268 to 1419 code for a protein of 383 amino acids. The transcript has a single exon. Gene Ontology annotation, molecular function: G protein-coupled receptor activity.
CUCAGGAGGGCGCGAGGAAGUGUCUGAGCUGAGGCUGGGGCAGGGCAGGAGCGGGUGGAGGGAAGCCUGCAGGAGGGAGGCAUCCUUCAGGGUCCAGAGGAGCCAGAGGCAGCUCCAUCUGCUGCUAGGAAGGGCUCUGGACACCUCCAGCCCUUCCCGCCUGCCCUCCGAGGCUCCAGCCAGCAGCUGAGGGUACCUGCUGAGUUGGCGCGACACAGCCACGGAGCUGGUACCCCCGGGACCCUGUGCCCGACUUGGCUCCCCAGCAUGGAGGAAGGUGGCGAUUUCGACAACUACUACGGGGUGGACAACCAGUCUGAGUGUGAGUACGCGGACUGGAAGUCCUCGGGGGCCCUCAUCCCUGCCAUCUACAUGCUGGUGUUCCUGCUGGGCACCACGGGCAACGGCCUGGUGCUCUGGACCCUGUUUCGGAGCAGCCGCGAGAAGAGGCGCUCGGCUGACAUCUUCAUCGCCAGCCUGGCGGUGGCCGACCUGACUUUCGUGGUGACCCUGCCGCUGUGGGCCACCUACACGUACCGGGACUACGACUGGCCCUUCGGGGCGUUCGCCUGCAAGCUCAGCAGCUAUCUCAUCUUCGUCAACAUGUACGCCAGCGUCUUCUGUCUCACCGGCCUCAGCUUCGACCGCUACCUGGCCAUCGUGCGGCCCGUGGCCAACGCCCGGCUGCGGCUGCGGGUGAGCGGGGCGGCGGCCACGGCCGUCCUGUGGGCGCUGGCCGCCCUCCUGGCCGUGCCGGUCAUGGUGUUCCGCUCCACCGGCACCAUCCUGCACGUGGAGAACAGCACCAGGGUGCAGUGCUUCAUGGACUACUCCAUGGUGGCCGGCCCGAGCUCCGAGUGGGCCUGGGAGGUGGGCCUGGGCGUCUCGUCCACCGCCGUGGGCUUCGUGGUGCCCUUCAUCGUCAUGCUCACCUGCUAUUUCUUCAUCGCCCAGACCAUCGCCGGCCACUUCCGCAAGGAGCGCAUCGAGGGCCUGCGGAAGCGGCGCCGGCUUCUGAGCAUCAUCGUGGUGCUAGUGUUGACGUUCGCCCUGUGCUGGACGCCCUACCACCUGGUGAAGACGCUCUACAUGCUGGGCAGCCUGCUGCACUGGCCCUGCGACUUCGACAUCUUCCUCCUGAACGUUUUCCCCUACUGCACCUGCAUCAGCUACGUCAACAGCUGCCUCAACCCCUUCCUCUACGCCUUCUUCGACCUGCGCUUCCGCCAGGCCUGCGCCUCCGUGCUCUGCUGGGGACAGAGCAGGUGCGGGGGAGCCUCCCACAGCAGCAGUGGGGAGAAGUCGGCCAGCUACUCCUCCGGGCACAGCCAGGGGCCCGGCCCCGGCAGCGGGAAGGGCGGAGAGCCGACGCAGGAGAAAUCCAUCCCCUACAGCCAAGAGACCCUCGUGGUUGACUAGGGCUGGGAUCGCGGGCGCCUGGCGCCCUCCGCCCGGCCCCAGCCUUUGCCCUUGCUCUCUGAAGGUCAGGUCGCCGGGGGCACCUUCUCUCUUGCACUUGACUCCUUUCCCUGCCUCCUGCCUGUGUCCUUUUCCCUUUGCUCUGGUUCAGAGGUUUGUGGUUUAGUGGAGAGAGAUUGAGCCCUGCAGACCCGGGCUCGGCCACUCAGUCUCUGUGAGACUGACCUUGCCGCAGUCUCUUCAACUCUCUGAGACGCAGUUUCUCUACGUGUAUACGAUGGAGAAACUAAAAUGAUGUGUGUGUCCUGGCUCAGUAAAAGUUCAUUUCCCCCCAGCAUUUUUCUUGGAUCUCCAGCUUUUUUUUCUCCCCCCAUUUCCUUUUAGGUUUCUCGCCCCUCUUCCUCUCUCUGUUUCCCCCUUUCUCUCUGCAAUUUUUACUCAGAAUCCGUACCUCCUGGCUCCCACCCCCUCUCCCGUAGCUCGUCUUCCUCGUUCAGUCCCUCCUUUCCAUUUUUACUUCUUCGCUCUGAAGGGCUCCUAAGGGUUAAGACUCCUGAAGCUUGCAAACACUGCCCCUGUUCAAGCUCUUUGUCCGGUUCCCUGAGUGCCCCGGGAGGGAAUGGGAGAAUGGCCGAAUGGCCGGGCAGGAGGCGGGCUGGGUGUCAGCAAAAUGACUGCUCCCGUCUCUGCAGCUGAGGGCUCCAGAGCCUCCCUCCAAGUUGGAGCGCUUUGCUGUCCUUUCAGGCACUGGAGGUAGAGCCAUCCACGAAGGGGGCCUCCUUCCUGCAGCCCCUCCACGAUGCCAACUAGAUAUGCUUUCUACAGAUUUCCUUAGACCCUUUUUUUUUCAUCCUCUAUUUUCUGUGGGGACUGGAAGGCAAUGGGGUUGAUGAAGCAGCAGGCUCCUUGGUUUCAUGAUAUGAAUGGGGAGCUGGGAAGGGAAGAUGGAGAAAGAGGGGGAAUCUGCAUUUCGUCUAAAUGCUGCUUGGGUUCCCUCCCCAAGUCCCUCAUCCCUCGUCCAGAACCGUGAGCCGCAGCUCUCUCCCUGUCUCUCCACCCCAUCCCGACAUCUCCAGGAUGUUUUUCUUGGGCACUGGUGUGAAUGGGUGCCAGGGGUCACUUUGGUGGGGGUGGGACGCUUGCUUUGUGUGUGCACAUGUGUGUAAACAAGGAUGAGCAUUGCACGGAGAGUGGUGUGCCCGUGUUACUUGUCACUUGGAUGAACUCACCCGCCCCCCCCCGCCCCACCCUCCAGAUCUCUGCUCUUCACCCAAUAUCCUUGAGGGAAGAAGGGACAUGCUGAGGCGAUUUAGAAUAAAAAUGAGUCCACCCCCACUGGCUCUGGGGGCUCUGACGGCUGGUCCGCGCUUUAAGAGAGAAGUCUGUGUUUGUGCCCCGGCUCC